CUAGUUUCACUGGUUCCAACCUCCUCUCGCCGUUCCUUGGGUGUAAACCCCCCGGGUUUCAGUUCUUUCAAACCGGCUACUGAAAGGGUCCUAAAUGGCCAUUGAAAAGGAAAAAGGAAUACGCUGAGACGUCGCUUACGUCCCUGCGCAUGUGCAGUGACCUGAGCGGACUGUCCAGGGCGUGGCCUAAGCGUGGACGCUCCGCGCGUGCGCUCACCUCGCUUCUUGUGGCUGCAGCUGGGAGGCUACUGGAGUAUGUCGGCCCCGUUUGAGGAACGCAGUGGGGUGGUUCCUUGCGGGACGCCGUGGGGUCAGUGGUACCAGACCUUGGAGGAGGUGUUCAUUGAAGUUCAGGUGCCGCCAGGCACUCGCGCCCAGGAUAUCCAGUGCGGCCUGCAGAGCCGGCAUGUGGCGCUGGCCGUGGGUGGUCGCGAGAUCCUUAAGGGCAAACUCUUUGAUUCUACAAUAGCUGAUGAGGGAACAUGGACUUUGGAGGACAGAAAAAUGGUCCGUAUUGUUCUUACAAAGACAAAGAGAGAUGCAGCAAAUUGUUGGACUUCUCUUCUAGAAUCUGAAUAUGCAGCUGAUCCUUGGGUGCAAGACCAAAUGCAGAGAAAACUUACAUUAGAAAGAUUCCAGAAAGAAAAUCCUGGUUUUGACUUCAGUGGAGCAGAAAUCUCAGGAAACUACUCUAAAGGUGGACCAGAUUUCUCAAAUCUUGAGAAAUAACCACUACUUUUUUUUUGCUGCAUUCUGUGGAUCUCAGCAGAUGUUGCCAACUUAAUCAAAGGAACAGAUUAUGUGAUGGAAGGAAAAUGUGGAUACCUGCAGUUAACAAAUUGCAAAAUAUAUUUAACUAUGGUUCUAAAAAUUGUAUUCAAAUAUGAAUUACAUAGGAAACAUCUUAAAUACUGUGGAAGCUAUUCUACUAAUAGAAAGUAACUUUUUUUUUGGACUUGUUUUUUUGCUCAGCAUGAAGUUUUAUAUGCUGCAUUUUACUAAUUUCAUAUUUAACCUGUAUUUUUAAUACAAAAAACAUUAGGGUAUAGAUCAUGUGAAAUGACCGGGUGCCUUCAGGGACAAUUAAAUUUUUCUUUCAAUAAGUGUAAUGCAGGAAUAAUGAUCAAUAAACUUUUCUAAAUAGGAAUUGUGGACCCCUAUGUCUAAGUAUACCAGUUCAUACAAGGAAUUAUAUUACUGAAAAAAGUUUUAAGAAAGGAAAAGUCCACAAAUAUAUUCUGAGUAAUGUAAUUUCAAGAGUUAAUGAAAAUUUCUGAAGUAGCAUAUUAUUCCUUGGGAGAUGACUGUCAAGAAAUUUGAAAAAUAGUUAGAAACCUAACAAUAGGAAUGGAUUAAUACAAAACAGAAGCAGUAAAGUGAAUGUGGUUAUUGGGUGAGUCCUUUGUCAGUGACAGAAAGCAAAUUAUGGUUAAUGUUUAUAAGUAAGUGACAUAAUUUUGCUCUUCAGUGAUCCAGACACAUAAGUAUGGAUUGUCUUAAAACUGUGAUUCAUUCUUUUUAUGUCCUUUGAAAUUUAAAAAUAUUUCUGUCUAUAUUUUUUAAAGGUUUUAUUUUUAAGUAAGCUCUAUACCCAGUGUGGGGCUUAAACCCACAACUCUGAGAUCAAGAGUCUCAUGCUCCAUCGACUGAGCCAGCCACCUGCCCCUAAGAAAUAUUUUGAACAGUCCCAACAUUUAGAAAAGUUACGUGUAAAGUACGCAAAUUGUUUUCUUCCUGAUCUGUUUGUAAGUUUAUGAUACGAUGCUGCAUCACCUCUGAGUACCUUAGUGUGUAUUUCCUUCAAAGAACAUGCUCUUACAUCACAACAAUACAACCAUUAAAAUCAGGAAAUUAGCAUUGAUACCUUCUGACCAUCUAAUCCUCACAUCUUCAUUGCAUUCAAGUUUAACUGAUUGUCCCAGUAAUGUCCUAUAUAGCAAAAAGAUCCAGUUGGAAUCAUGCCUUGCCUUUAGAUUAGAUGUCAGGUGUCUUUGGUCUACUUCAAUCUGUACCAAGUCUUCAUUUUUUCUUGACUUUUGCAGCCUUGGCACUUUUGAAGAUUACAGGCUAGUUUUGUACAAUAUCCCUCGUUCUGAGUUUUGUCUGAUACUUCUUCUUGAUUAGAUUCAGGUUAUGCAUCUUUGGCAGGAAUGUUACAGAAGUGAUGCCACGUUCUUAUUGCAUCCUGUCAUGAGUUAGUAACUUUAAUUUGUCCUUUUUCUGAUGGUCUUUACUUUAGAUCACUGAAUAAGUAAUGUCUGCCAGUCUUAUCCACAGUAAAGCUGUCCUUUUUUGGUUUAUAGUUUUGUGGGAAAGUAGUUUCAGAGUACUACCUUGUUUUUCAUCAAACUUCCAACUUAUAUCUAUAUGGACUCAUGAUUUGCUACUUUGUUCAGUGGGUUAAAAUCUAUUGUUACCAUUACUGUGAUGCUCACAGUUUUUCUUGAUUUGGCCAGGGGAAGACCAUUCUAGGUGACUUCUGUCCUUUUGACAUGUCCCAUCAUUAUUUGAGUAAUUUCUUACUCCCUUCCAUGAGAUAUAACAGACUUAUGGUUUCCCUGCCCUAGCUCAAGAAAAAGCCAUUUUUUUUUUUUAACGUGCCCUGUUUUUUUUAAAUGGAGGAUGGUAUUUAGAAGCCAAGAUUGUGUGCUGGUGAGCAAUUGCUGUUGGUGUGUGGUUUUGUUGCUUAUAUAUAUCUGUAUUUAUUUCUAUAUGUAUAUUUAAAACCAUGAGUUCACACUUACGCUUUCAUUUCUGAUCCCGUGGGGUUCAUUUUUCUUUUCUCCCUUCCUAUAAAACAAUAACAGUGAGAAGCCUGAUUUCUAUAUUCUUAAUGUAUUUGGUUCCCUAUACUAGGUCAUCUUCUCAUCUUCUCAUGAAUUCUUUCUUUACUCUGCUCAGGCUCCCGACACCCUGCUCCAAGCAAGGAUAUCCUCACCUGCUUGCACCCGAACACCCUAUUAUGGGCCAAUGCAACCCAGCCAUACCCUUUGUCAAAAUGUCUACCUUGUUCACUUUACCCAGUUACUUUAGGAAUUAAUUGCUGGGGAAGAGGCUUUUUUCUUCUAAUUGGCUUCUCUUCUUGACAUUUAGAAAAAAAAAUACUUUGAAUAAACAGUAAAUUUAACUCUCCUGUUCAUAGUUUUAUAAAUUUUUAAAAAAAUAUUUAUGUAUUUUGAGCGCGAGCAAGAACCAGCAGGGGAGGGGCAGAGAGAGAGGGAGACAGAAGCCUGAGCAGGUCCAUACUGUUAGCGCAGAACCCAAUACAGGGUUCGAAUUUACAAACUGUGAGAUGAUGAUCUGCGCUGAAAUCAAGAGUUAGAUGCUUAACCAACUGAGUGAGCCAGGUGCCCCCAUAGUUUUGUGAAUUUUUAACAUAUUGAUUCUGUUCAUAAGUUUUGUGAAUUUUAACAUGUAGAGGUAUGUGUAAGCACCUCAUAAAUCAGGAGACUGAACUCUAUGCCCCACACUGGGCUCAAAUUCAUGACGCUGAGAUCAAGUAGACCCAUGCUUUACUGACUGAGCCAGCCAUGCACCCCAAGAGGUUAGUUUAAUCAUCACAAAAACAAUGCUCUUCUUUGUAGUCAUAACCCACUCCUAGCCUCAGACCCUGGCAACCACUGGUUAAGACUGUCUCUAGUUUUGUCUUUUCAAGAAUGUUACAGCAAUGGAAUCAUACAUAAUACUAAAAAGAAAA
This is a messenger RNA of Acinonyx jubatus (cheetah), 3697 nucleotides long. It is a transcript of the gene NUDCD2, whose product is annotated as NudC domain containing 2. Lineage: Eukaryota; Metazoa; Chordata; Mammalia; Carnivora; Felidae. The transcript is spliced from 4 exons. Gene Ontology annotation, biological process: protein folding. The record is from RefSeq and is a predicted model, not a curated record. Gene Ontology annotation, cellular component: cytoplasm. The coding region runs from base 256 to 729 and encodes 157 amino acids.